Molecule: messenger RNA, 1188 nt
Organism: Plenodomus lingam JN3
Lineage: Eukaryota; Fungi; Ascomycota; Dothideomycetes; Pleosporales; Leptosphaeriaceae
Source: RefSeq, a predicted model, not a curated record
AUGCGCAUCCGCGAGAGCCUCCUCAGCAAUGAGGCCAAGUCGUUUCGGCGGCGCAACCCACGCAUCUCAAGGUCACUGACAUCCAGGCUGGCGCCAGCUAUUGGGUCGAGUUUGGCAGGCUUCUUUCUCGCCGUCUAUCCUGGAGACCAGUUGCGUAUCACCAUGGCGAUAUACAUCUUCACGCGAGCACUAGAGUUUGGGCACAAUUACCUGGAGGAGCUUGGCUACUUCAAGAACAGACCCCAUUGGUUUGGGAGCUGGUUGUUGAUGCCAGUCGCUUGCGGACAACUGCUUCACGCUUUUGUCUUUGAUCGUGACUGCUUCCCCGCUGGCAUUGGCAACUACAUCAUGGGCAACUCCCCCGAGUAUAUUCAAACCCGGCCCGCCGACUAUCCCAGCAGUCUGAAGUGGCCAGACACGUACGAAAUCGUCGACAGCCUGGCUGAAAUCUCCAGACAACGAUGGCCACCCUUUGUCUCUCCCAUACUGUUUCCCAACAGCGAAACCCUCCCACGGGACUUGGCUUCAAUAACAGCAAUCACCUCGCCUGCCCACCCUGCCAUCAAGUCAUUAUCCUGCGCACUUCUUCACCCACAGGACCCUUCUUGCUUGCGCACCUAUGUCCAAUACUGGAUCCAGGCAUUCCCCAAAGUCGCCCGCUUCUUUACCAUGUUCUUCGCCGUCAUGAGCAUCACAAAAUACAAGGCCUUUCUCAACUCCCCACUCACCUCUCUCAACAACCUAGCCAAGCGCGUUCUGCGCAUGUCGCUUUUCAUCUCCGGUUCCAUCGGUACGAGCUGGGGUUCCAUUUGCCUGUUUCAAAACUUCUUCCCCCGCACCUUGCUCACCACGCAGCGCUGGUUCCUCGGCGGCUUCCUCGGCGGUCUGUGGUCCUAUCUCGAACGCAAGGGCGGUCGGUCGAAUUUCUUGUACUGCUCGCGCAUGUCUGUUGAUUCUUUGUGGAAGGUUGGUGUCAAGCGGGGCUGGUGGAAGGGCGUCCGGAAUGGAGAUGUCUUGCUCUUUGUCCUGAGUCUGGCUACGGUUAACGUGCUGUAUGAGAUUGCGCCUCGCUCGGUGAAUAGCGGUGUUGCGCGCAAGGGGUUGGGCGUGUUGAGGGGAGAGGGCUGGGUUGAUAGGGCGGUUGUUGUAGGGGGGGAGAAGGGGAAGGAUGGGACUGGUCAGAAGUAA